CUCAGCAGGUGGUGGGUGGGUUAGUCCCAGGUGGAUGAGGUGAGUGGACUGUGAGUCAGUACCGUGUCAGGGCGGAAGCAGGCUGCGUUCCUCAUUCCCAGUUGGCAUGGCCCUGCAGCUUUACAUUGACCUGGUGUCCCAGCCCUGCCGCUCAGUUUAUCUGUUCAUUCAAAAGAACAACAUUCCCUUCGAGCUGAAAGAGGUCCAGCUGCUGGCAGGAGAGCAACAUUCGGAAGAGUUUCGGAAAGUGAACCUCCUGGGGAAGGUGCCUGUGAUAAAGGAUGGGGACUUCACUCUGACCGAGAGUGUGGCGAUUCUGAAAUACCUGGCAGGUAGAUACAAGACGCCCGACCACUGGUACCCUGCUGACCUCCAGAGCCGUGCUCGCGUGGAUGAAUAUCUGGACUGGCAGCACACAUCUCUGAGACCACUAGCUGGGAAAAUCUUCAUGAUGAAGGCUUUAUUCCCAGUCGUGACUGGGGCACCAUGUCCUGAAGAGAAGAUGGUGGAGGCCCAGGAUGAACUGGCCCAAGUCCUGAAGAAAUUUCAAGAGAAGUUCCUUCAGGAGAAGCCAUAUAUUGUUGGCGCGGAAAUCUCCCUGGCUGACUUGGUUGCCGUUGCUGAGCUGAUGCAGCCUCAGCACAGACCCAGUGAGGCAUUCUCUCUGCCCUGCCCAGCCCAGCCUGUGAUGGUCUCUCAGUACAGUCUCUCUGCUUGGCGUGAUGGUCCCUCAGCCUGGCCUUUCGGCUUGGCGUGAUGGUCUCUCGGUACAGCCUCUCUGCUUGGCGUGAUGGUCUCUCAGCCUGGCCUCUCGGCUUGGCGUGAUGGUCUCUCAGUAUAGCCUCUCGGCUUGGUGUGAUGGUCUCUCAGUACAGCCUCUCGGCUUGGUGUGAUGGUCUCUCAGUACAGUCUCUCGGCUUGGCGUGGCUGUGUCUGCGCUUGGCAGUAUCUUGGCUCGGCGUGCAGGUGGGUCCUACCCGGGCAUGUUCUGGUGGCAGCAGGAGGAAAUUGGGGAGGUGGCAGCUUCAGCAGCAGUGAUGGAAAAUAGCCUAAUGCAGGAAGAGCGGGCACCCGAUACUGCAGUGGCAUCACUGAGAACAGCCUGCUGAGAUCUCCUGGAGAGCGAGUUAAACGGAGGCACUCAUCAAAGACUGUUGAACUUUUGCCUUUGUUCCUUUGUUUUUUCUAUUUUAUGUUAGGAAGGACUUUGAUGUUAAAUAUUACCUUGUUUCUUUAUUUUUCUACUUGUUCUGUGAAAGU
Messenger RNA from Rhincodon typus (whale shark), 1260 nucleotides. Its product is annotated as glutathione S-transferase theta-3-like. NCBI's taxonomy places the organism in Eukaryota, Metazoa, Chordata, Chondrichthyes, Orectolobiformes, Rhincodontidae. Gene Ontology annotation, molecular function: glutathione transferase activity. The record is from RefSeq and is a predicted model, not a curated record. Gene Ontology annotation, biological process: glutathione metabolic process. The coding region runs from base 107 to 757 and encodes 216 amino acids. The transcript is spliced from 5 exons. Gene Ontology annotation, cellular component: cytoplasm.